Helobdella robusta is the source of this 1155-nucleotide messenger RNA. RefSeq lists its product as hypothetical. The annotation marks the transcript as partial. Gene Ontology annotation, molecular function: guanyl-nucleotide exchange factor activity. Lineage: Eukaryota; Metazoa; Annelida; Clitellata; Rhynchobdellida; Glossiphoniidae. The transcript has 8 exons. The record is from RefSeq and is a predicted model, not a curated record. Gene Ontology annotation, biological process: activation of GTPase activity; positive regulation of axonogenesis; small GTPase-mediated signal transduction. Gene Ontology annotation, cellular component: membrane; synapse.
AUGUCGGACACUGUGAAGAUGUGCCGCGUCAUCAUGGAGCUCAUCGAAACUGAGAGGCAAUACGUGCAAGACUUGAAUUGCCUGAUCGAAUGGUAUCUCGAACCGUUGAAAAAUGAAAAGAUCGAUGGCAUUGAGGAGAUAGAGCAGUUGUUCGGCAACAUCCAGGAAAUAGUUCACUUCCAGAAGAUGUUCACUCAGAGUUUGGAGGCCGCCAUUGAUAAAGAGAUCAACCAACACACAGACCCUGACAAGGAGAAUAUUAAUUUCAAAAAAAUCUUGCUGGCACUUGGCAGUGCGUUCCUCUACUACGCUCAUCACUUCAAACUUUACAGUUCCUUUUGCGCCAGCCACUCCAAAGCCCAAAAAAUUCUGCUAGCUGGUAAUGAUGAUGAUGAUGCUGAUGACUUCCUAAAAUCGCACAACCCCAUGCAACAACACUCCGUGGCCCUGGAGUCCUAUCUCAUCAAACCCAUCCAGCGGAUCCUCAAGUACCCUCUCCUACUCAGGCAGCUGAAGGACCUCACUGACGUCAACAGCGAUGAACAUGACCAUCUUAAAGAAGCCCUCCACGGCAUGGAAGCAGUGGCAGAGCACAUCAACGAGAUGCAGAAAAUUUAUGAAGAGCACGGUGUGGUGCUGGACGAGCUGGCCAAACAAUACAAAGACAGCAAUCCAAAUGAGAGGGGUCUGGAUUUGAACGUGGGUGAACUGCAAAUGUACGGAACAGUAAACUGGUUGAACGCAAGCAGUGAGCUCGGGAAGAUGAAGCGAGGGAUGGAGCUGCUGACACUUCUUUUCAUCUUCCGAACUGGGGUGGUUCUUAUGGCGCAGGAGAAAGUCAAGGGGAAGAGGAAAAUGAAGUCCAAUCAAAAUCGUCUGGCCCCCUUCCUCUCUGACGUCACGAACGGAUCAGGGAUGGGCGGCACUCGCUACAAGACAGCCAUUCCAGUGGAUCAGUUGCAGGUGAGGUUGAUGGUUGGCGACGCCCACGAGUGCCACGGCAUUUGGGAGAUGAUUCACUGUGGAUCACGUGACGAGGAAGAUGGUCGAGCUGGCAGGCCGGAAAAAGUUUACCAGUUCGCAAGUUCGCAGGAAGCGAGGAGAGAUUUUAUAAAAACCAUCCACUCAUCCAUCAGGGAGAGUGUUCAACAACAA